Molecule: messenger RNA, 1785 nt
Organism: Canis lupus familiaris (dog)
Lineage: Eukaryota; Metazoa; Chordata; Mammalia; Carnivora; Canidae
Product: WW domain-containing adapter protein with coiled-coil-like
Biological process (GO): positive regulation of TORC1 signaling; regulation of autophagy
Cellular component (GO): nucleus
Molecular function (GO): chromatin binding; RNA polymerase II complex binding
Source: RefSeq, a predicted model, not a curated record
AUGGCGUCCGGGGAUCCUUCCGCCCCACCGCUCCCCCGCCCCUGCCGGCGCGCAGGCCCCGCCCCGGAUGCCACCUGUGGCGCGGGUCCCCUGGCGCUGGAGGCGGCGGUAGCCUGCAGGGCGGUGCCCCGCAUCCGGAGGACAGACCCGGCACUUGCUGCCUCGUGCGACGAGGACGGAGGCUGUCGAGCUGUCCAGGGACCGUCUGUCCGCCGCUCGCGCUGCCCUAAACACGAGCCGCUUCCGCCUGGGCCCCUGGGCCCUCGCCGCUGCCGCGCGGGAGCCGGACGCCGCCCCCUCCUCAGGCCCCGCAGCUCCUCCAGCCCGCCCGUCUCCGGCACAGCCCGCGCGGCACCCACGCCGCGGGAGUGCAGGGUCCGGGAAGCACCGCCGGCGAGGCACCCAGGCGCCGCGAGGGACGAGGCCGCCGCGCAGCCCGCGACCGGUCGCCCCGGCAGCUCGGCCCCCGCGGCUCGCACCUUCCUCAGCGCUGACAUCCUCGGGCGCUCGCGGUUCAGCAGGCGCAGGGCGACAUGCUUUGUGGCCCGUCUGUCCGCAGGGUCGGCUGGCCGUCAGUCCGGGGGACCGCGCUCGAGCCCAGUGCACGCUGGGAGCCCCUCGCUGGCGCCUGCGCACUGGGGCCUCACGGGGCUUGUUGCCUACUUGGCAAAAUUAAAGCUGAGUCAGCAGGGCAUGAAGCCUUAUGAUUCUGCAGAUGACUGGUCUGAGCAUAUUAGCUCUUCUGGGAAAAAAUACUACUACAAUUGUCGAACCGAAGUUUCACAAUGUUUCCCAAAAGAGUGGCUUGAAAGAGAACAGAGACAAAAAGAAGCAAACAAGAUGGCAGUUAACAGCUUCCCAAAAGAUAGGGAUUACAGAAGGGAGGUGAUGCAAGCAACAGCCACUAGUGGGUUUGCCAGUGGAAUGGAAGACAAGCAUUCCAGUGAUGCCAGUAGUUUGCUCCCACAGAAUAUUUUGUCUCAAACAAGCAGACACAAUGACAGAGACUACAGACUGCCAAGAGCAGAGACUCACAGUAGUUCUACGCCAGUACAGCACCCCAUCAAACCAGUGGUUCAUCCAACUGCUACCCCAAGCACUCUUCCUUCUAGUCCAUUUACGCUACAGUCUGAUCACCAGCAGAAAUCAUUUGAUGCUAAUGGAGCAUCUACUUUAUCAAAACUGCCUACACCCACAUCUUCUGUCCCUGCACAGAAAACAGAAAGAAAAGAGUCUGCACCAGGCAAAUCUGUAUCACAUUCUUGCACAACUCCUUCCACAUCCUCUGCCUCUGGACUGAAUCCCACAUCUGCACCUCCAACAUCUGCGUCAGCAAUCCCUGUUUCUCCUGUUCCACAGUCACCGAUACCUCCAUUACUUCAGGACCCCAACCUUCUCAGACAGCUGCUUCCUGCUUUGCAAGCCACGCUGCAACUUAAUAAUUCUAAUGUGGACAUAUCCAAAAUAAAUGAAGUUCUUACAGCAGCUGUGACACAAGCCUCAUUGCAGUCUAUAAUUCAUAAGUUUCUUACUGCUGGACCAUCUGCUUUCAACAUAACUUCUUUGAUUUCUCAAGCUGCUCAGCUCUCUACACAAGCUCAGCCAUCUAAUCAGUCUCCAAUGUCUUUAACUUCUGAUGCAUCAUCCCCAAGAUCGUAUGUGUCUCCAAGAAUAAGCACACCUCAGACUAACACAGUCCCUAUCAAACCUUUGAUUAGUACUCCUCCUGUUUCAUCACAGCCAAAGGUAUGUUGCUUUUGAGGGAAAUUUGGAAAAGAAAGCACG